Messenger RNA from Moneuplotes crassus, 1215 nucleotides. The record is from the annotation of a GenBank genome assembly. NCBI's taxonomy places the organism in Eukaryota, Ciliophora, Spirotrichea, Euplotida, Euplotidae.
AUCUUCUAGAUGAAACCUUGAUUCACCAAACUGUGUACUGCUCAAAGACAAGUGUUCUGCCAGGAUCACAAAGCCAUUCUGUGUUAUAGCUGCAAAGACAAGCUUCACACUAAAUGACAAGUCGAUGAGAUUGUGGAUCCAGACAGAGUUCAAGCUAACAUCACUCACUUGGAAAGGGUGUUUGGGACCAUGGAUGAAGACCAGACCAACUUAAACAUUGGAAUGCAUAUCAGAGACGUGGAAGAGUUCAUUCACACACAAAAAUCUAAAAUUGCUUCCAUUCAAACCAAAUUUGAUGAGUCAUUCAAGCAAGACAGAUUUCUGGAAUACAAAGCUCUUCUUGAAGAAAUUCUUGGAGUCAGCACAGAGAUAAAAGAAAACGAAGUGUUCCAGGAGUAUUGCAGUUUCCUGGUCAACUUUAAUGUAGCACAUAAACUUGAUCUAGAUCAAGAAACAAAGCAGGAUGAAGUAUUCGCAGAUGCUGAAAAAUCUCAAACUAACCAAAAUAGUUUGGAGACUACUCAAGCAUACUUGGAUGAAUUUGCCAACAAAGAGGAUCUUGAGAAACUGUAUGAAAGAGUGAUGGAGUGUGACCUUCAAUCAAAGAAACUUGAAGAACUAAAGAUCGAUCUGAGCAUCGAUAAAGAAGUUAAAUUAAUGGAUGAGAUUCUAAAAUCCAAUACUGAAGUCAAGAACCUCGAGUCACUGAUAAUAACAAAUUGUAACAAAAGUAUUGAAAAUGUGGCAGAGGUUUUAAAUUAUCCAUCACUUUCAAAUAUUGAAACACUCAAACUGAAUUGAUGACUGGAAUAUGUGUGGCCAAAUUGCAAAAUCAGUCCUAUUUUGCCAGCUUUAACAUCAGCAGUUGAGUCAAUGAAUAUCAAAGAAGUUCAUUUAGAGGUUUGGGUGUUUUUAUGAGAUGAUUUCACAAACUUAUUAAAAGCCUGUUCAACUUGAGAAGUAGUCUCUAUCAAAGCUACCGAUUUUGCUCUCACAGAUAAUGCUCUAUUCGACAAAGAAGCCAAAUUUCAUAUAAAAACUUUAAAAUUAAGUGGAUUUUGAAGCAAAAGUUUUGACCCCGGAAAUGAUGAAUGCAUUCUUGAGGUAAUUCAAAAAUCUGCACUAAAAGACUCACUGCAAGAAAUCCAGUUAGGCAAGUUUUGUUCCCAGAGAUUAUCCGCAAUGAAAGCCAGAAUGACAAAUAAUAAAGUCUAA